Molecule: messenger RNA, 11304 nt
Organism: Hyla sarda
Lineage: Eukaryota; Metazoa; Chordata; Amphibia; Anura; Hylidae
Exons: 69
Biological process (GO): lipid transport
Molecular function (GO): lipid carrier activity
Source: RefSeq, a predicted model, not a curated record
AAAGUUUUAAAGAAAUAUAUCAUGGCCUUACAUUGGCUGAACACAUUUGAUGUCUCAUACAUAUACAUGAACGUAGUUCAGUCUGGCAAAUUAAGAAUGGAAAAGUUUAUACUAGGGUGCAAUGUGCCUGCAGGCGCUGACAAUGCCUAUUUAGAUCCUACGUUCAGCCAGAACAAAGUCACUGUUUACGACUAUGAGGCCUUUGUCAUGACCGGACUUCCAGAAAAUGAAUUUGUCCGAGCUGGAAUCAAUAUCGCCUGCAAGCUCGAGAUCAGUCCCUAUUCCCAGAGGAUGUUCCUAUUAAAGGUCCAAUCUCUGGCCAUAAAAGAAAUCAAUGGUGCAUGGCCCAAAGAUCCAUUCACUCGCUCCUCCAAGUUGACGCAGACUAUUGCUGAUCAGUUUUCCAAACCCAUCAAGUUUGAGUACCACGAUGGAAGAAUCAGAGACAUUCACGCUUCUAGCGAAAUUUCUGAAACUGUGGUCAACAUGAUCAAAGGAAUUCUCAGCAUGUUCAAUGUCAACAUCAAGAAGACACAGAAUGUCUACGACCUGCAGGAAACAAGCAUUGCCGGUGUUUGCCACACAAGAUAUGUGAUCCAAGAAGCAAAGAAAGGACAGGAACUGGUUGUUGUGAAGUCCAUCGACUUAAAUAGCUGCGAAGACAAAGUAGCAAAGAAUUUCGGAAUCGCCUUCAUGGAUGACUGUAUCACUUGCAAGAGGAUGCACAGGAACAUCCGAGAUGCUGCAACUUACACCUACAAGAUGAAGGUCAGGGGACACAAUACCAUCAUCACACAAGUGACCUCUGAGCAGAUCAUACAUUACUCUCCAUUCCAAGAACGUAAUGGUGGAGCUGUCAUGGAAGCCAAGCAAAUUCUUACCUGGGCAGGAUCCAAGAGCAGCCAACAGAAUCCCCCUCAACUUCAGCUUCAGAACCGUGGAAAUCUUCGUUAUAACUUUGCAGAUGAAAUCUACCAAAUUCCAUUUGUUCUUAUCAACACCAAGAGCCUUGAGGCACAGAUUGUCGCAAUUCUUCAGCACUUGGUACAAAACAACCAACAAGUACUCCAUAAGGACGUCUCUUCAAAGUUCAUUCAAUUGGUCCAGCUUUUGCGUCAUGCCACCCCUGACAUCAUGCAGACCAUUUGGAAGCAGUUUGCCGAAAAGUCAAAAUACAGAUCCUGGCUCCUCCAAGUUCUUCCAAUGGUUGGAACAGCAGACAGCCUGAAGAUGGUGCGCCAGCUUAUUCACAACGGAGAACUGACAAAUGCAGAAGCCCGCGCAUUGCUUACCUUCGCAUUGCACUAUACCAGAGGAAGCCAGCAGGCAAUACAGAUUGCUCAAAGUUUAAUCAAAGACCCCAAAGUUGAGAAGAGCCAGUCAUUGUUCAAAGCUGCCAUGCUUGGAUAUGGUUCAUUGGUGAAGAAAUACUGUGACCAUCUCAGCACUUGCCCUGAAUCAGUCCUGGAGCCUAUUCAAGAUUUUGCAGCUGAAGCCCUGAGCAAGCUCCAUGAAGAAGAUAUGGCUCUGGCAUUGAAAGCCCUGGGUAACGCUGGUCAGUCUGAAAGCAUUAAACGUAUUCAGAAAUUCUUGCCAGGAUUUUCUGCCAGCGCUGCUCAACUUCCAACCAGGAUUAAGGUUGACGCUGUCAUGGCUUUGAGGAAUAUUGCCAAGCAGGACCCCCGUAAGGUUCAAGAAAUCCUAAUGCAAGUCUACAUGAACCGCGAUGCCCGGACUGAAGUGAGAAUGGUUGCUUGUUUGGCCUUAUUUGAGACAAAACCCAACCUGGCCAUGGUUUCCAAUAUGGCCAAUGUGGCAGUUAGAGAGAGCAAGGUUAACCUUCAGUUUGCCAGUUUUUUCUACUCCCAAGCAAAAGCUCUGGCCAAGAGCAGUGUACCACAACUAGAACCACUGGCUGCUGCUUGCAAUGUUGCUCUCAAACUGUUUAACCCAAACAUUGACAAUCUGGGCUACCGAUACAGCAAGGUCAUCCGUAUGGACGGAUUCAAAUACACUAUGAUGAGUGGAGUUGCAGCUAAAUUGUUCAUCAUGAAUAGCCCCAGCACCAUGUUCCCUGUGUUUGUUAUGGCCAAGUUGAGAACAUAUUUGGGUGGAGCCGAGGCUGACGCUGUAGAGGUUGGUAUCAGAGCAGAAGGAAUAGAACAGAUCAUAAGAAAGCAAGGCAUCCAGUUCCGUGAUUUCCCAAUGAAGAAGAAGAUUAUGGAAAUUCUGAAAUUGAUGAGGGGAUACAGAUCUCAAACACCUCAAUCUCCACUUCUGUCUGGAUACAUUAAAGUCUUUGGCCAAGAACUUUCCUUCAAUGAUAUCAACAAAGAGACUAUCCAAGCUUUGACCAGGGCAUUGAAUGAACCAGCAGAAAGACACGCUACAGUGAAGAACAUCAUAAACAAGGUUUUGAAUGGACUGGUUGGACAAUAUGCCCGGGCAAUUGUUGCAUUUGAAGCUCGUCAUAUCACCCCAACAACUGUGGGGUUGCCAAUGGAGUUCAGCUGGUAUGCUACUGCUGUGGCUAAUGCCCCUGUGAACGUUGACGUGAAGAUGACCCCAGGCUACACACCCGAUUUCAGUAUUGCUCAGCUGUUGGAUUCUCAGUUGCAGGUCAAUGCAGAUGUCAACCCCAGUGCGUUAGUUCAUCUUGUAGCAACAAUGGGAAUCAACACCCCCUUUGUCCAGAGCGGAAUUGAAUUCCAUGGCAAGGCCCUCACAAACGUCCCAGGAAAAUUCACAGCACGUGUGGAUAUGAAGGAAAGGAACAUUAAAUUUGAAGCACCACCUUGCCAGCAAGAGAAUGACUUACUUCAUUUAAGCGCACAAACAUUUGUUAUCUCAAGAAAUAUUAACGAACUGGAUGCUGUUAAGAAGACACCCCUUGUGCCAAGUGAAGUCAGCCAAAGCAUCCUCAGGAAACACUUUGAGUCUACAGGCAGGACUUCAGCCGAAGGAGCCAGUAUGAUGGAGGCCUCCUCAGAAACUGGAUCCAAGAGAUACAUGGGUCUUGCAAAAACACACAGCCGACUUUCCAAUAUUGCCUCUAAGUUAUAUAAACCCUGCAUAAAAAUCCCCAAAAUUCCCAUAAGAUUAUGCAUUGGCUUUAAGUCUCGUAAUGCUGCAGCACGCAAACACUCACUCUUCUAUCAAGUGAUAGGAGAGCACGAGGCUAAGUUCACAAUGGAACCAGCUCACUCUGACGGCGUUAUUGAAAAGAUCCAAAUUGAGGCAACAGCUGGACCCAAGGCAGCCGCAAAGGUUAUCGCCAUGGUUGAUAUGGAGAUGAAAGAAGGUGAACAACUUGAAGAAUCUGAGAUCCAGAAGAGACUUAAGACCAUCCUUGGCAUUGAGGAGCAAAUUGCAGCCACAAAUGAAAGCCUGGCCCGGCGUGCCAAGAAGCAACAACAAAAGAAAAAGCAAAAGCAAAACCAUAAGCAACUUGCUGCAGAUGGCACAGAGACCGAGAUGGCCCGUGUAUUAUCCUCCUCCAGCUCUUCAUCUUCCUCUUCUUCUUCUUCUUCAUCUUCUUCUUCAUCAGCAGCACCUGGUCAAAAAUCUAAAAACAGACAACCUGGUCAGAAGAAGCAAAGCUCUAGCAGUUCUAGCAGCAGCAGCAGUAGCAGUAGCAGCAGCAGGCAAGGCCAAGCACAAAGACAUGAAGGAGCUCAGACUAACCGGGGCCAUAAUAAGAAAGGCAGCUCUAGUAGUAGCAGCAGUAGUAGCAGUAGCAGCAGCAGCAGCAGUAGUAGCAGGAACAGCAGAAAACCAAGAGGGCAUGGGGCAAGAAGCAGCAGUAGCAGCAGCAGCAGCAAGAGUCUAAGUGGAAGCAGGAGCAGCAGCAGCAGCAGCCGCAGUAGCAGCAGCAGCAGCAGUAGUAGCAGCAGCAGCAGCGCAAGGAGGAACAGCAAGAACAGGCAACAGCAACGUGAACACGGACAGCAACAUCAAACCCAACAGGGACCAAGGAGCAGCAGCAGCAGCAGUAGCAGCAGCAGCAGCAACCAAUCCUCCAGAAGACAUUUUUAUAACCUUCGCUUCAGACCAGUACGGAAACAAAGAACCGGCAGCAAGCAGCAGAUCUCCUCUUCAUCCUCAAGCUCCUCGUCUUCAAGCAGCAGCAGCAGCAGCAGCAUGGCUUCUAGACACAAUCGCCAGGGUAGAUUUAUGGGUGACAACAAACCCCCAGCAUUUGUCGUUACCGUUCGUGCCGUCAGAAACGACAACGUCCGUCAGGGAUAUCAGUUCAUCCUGUAUGCAGACUAUUCUAUCUCCAAACCUCGUCUCCAGGCUUACGUCGUAGAUGUCUCUAAAGAAAGCAGGUGGAGAGCAUGUUUCAAUGCUGAAGUCUUGAGCUCUCACGUAGCUGAGGCCAGCCUGAAGUGGGGACAGAACUGUCAAGAUUACAAGAUUACAGGCAAAGCUCAAACUGGUCACCUGGGUACCCAGCCUGCAGUAAAGGUCACCGUCAACUGGCCAAAAGUACCAUCCAAACUGAAGUCUGCUGCCGGACAUGUUUCAGAAUAUGUCCCUGGAGCUGCCUACCUGUUAGGAUUCUCUGAAAAAUACAAGAAGAAUACUCAACGCCAAGCAAAACUCAUCAUGUCCCUAAGUUCUGCAAGAACCGCUGAUGUUGUUCUCCAGUUGCCAAGGCUGACAAUGUUCUACAGAGCUCUCAGAAUCCCACUUCCAGUCCCAGUUCGACGCGUUUCACAAAAUGAAAUCCUACAAGCGCCAACCUGGAACAUAUUUGCUGAAGCUCCUCAGAAGUUCCUGGAGUCUCUACAAGGUGAAUGCAAGGUCAAUAAAAACCUCCUCACAACCUUUAAUGGCGUUGAACUGGCUUACGCCAUUCCUCAAAACUGCUAUCAUAUCCUGGCCCAUGACUGCACCGAUGAGAUGAAAUUCAUGGUGAUGAUGAAGGAAACAACUCCAGAAUAUAAGGACAUUAACAUUAAAGCUGGCUCAUAUGAUAUCACCAUGUCCUAUAAAUCUGAAGCACCAGAGAUAACUCUUAAUGGAGUUCCCUUGUUAGAAAGCCAACUUCCAUACAGAUCAUUUGCUGAGCCAAUUUUGGAGAUUCUGAAGACAGAAAAUGGUGUGACUGUCAUGGCACCAGAAUAUGGCAUUGAGAAGAUCAACUAUGAUGGAAUGAAUGUUCAGGUGAUGCCAACUGUAUCGAUGAAGGGCAAGACCUGUGGUUUAUGCGGUCGCAACGACGACGAGACAGUACAAGAGUACCGAAGGCCCGAUGGCUCCGUGGCAAAGGAUGAAAUGAGCCAUAUUCACUCUUGGAUUCUUCCAUUCAAGACCUGCUCUGAAGGUUGCAACGUUAAACAUUCUCUUGUGAAACUUGAGAAGGAAAUCGAUGGUGAACCCUCUAAGUGCUAUUCCAUCCAUCCUGUACUAAAAUGUGCCAAAGGAUGUUCCCCACUUGCAACCACCAAAGUUGCCACUGGUUUCCACUGCCUGCCUUCUGGAGCCACUCUGGAACUGUCUGAAGGACAAGUAUACCUGGACAAGUCUGAAGACUACACAGAACUUGUUGAAGCGCACACGUCUUGUGCAUGUUUGGUAUUCACCAUCAUCAUGAGGGGAAUCAUUCUAGCACUACUGCUCGCACUAGCGAGUGAACAGGCCCAUCGCUCAAACAAAAUAUUUUUUCCUGUAUUUUUAGAACAACUUUUAAACCCAACCAAGACCUAUGUGUACAACUAUGAAGGUAUUACCGUGAGUGGCUUGCCAGAUAAUGGCUUGUCCAAGGCCGGACUGAAGUUGAACCUGGAGGUUGAGAUCAGUGGCUAUGCUCAGAAAAUGUUCAUCCUGAAGGUCGACAAAGUUGACAUCAAGGAAUAUCAUGGUCAAUGGCCAAGAGAUCCUUUCACUCGGUCGACUAAACUGACCCAAGCCAUUGUUGAACAGAUCAAACAUCCCUUUAAGUUCGAAUACCAUGAUAACCGUGUCGGUGACGUGUUUGCUGCCGAGGGUGUCUCAAGUGUAGUUGUCAAUAUCAUCCGAGGAUUGCUCAAUCUGCUGCCAGUCCAUAUUAGAAAAUCCCAGAAUGUUUAUGACUUGGAAGAGGACUGUAUCUCUGGAAAAUGUCCAACAAGAUACGUGAUCCAAGAAGAAGACAAGAAGUCCAGUUCCUUCAUUGUCAUUAAAUCCCGGGACCUUGGAAAGUGUGCAAACCGUGCACUAAAGAGAACCGGAUUGACUUUCCUAGAACCUUGCAGAGCAUGCCAACAGAAAUCCCAGCACUUGCGUGGAAUGCUUACAUGCACAUACAGAAUUAAGAAUAAGGCCCACGGACUCGUCAUUGAGGAAGUCAAGGCCAAGGAAGUCUUCCAGUACUCUCCAUUCUAUGAACUUUACGGAGCUGCUGUGACAGAAAUCAGACAAAUCCUUACCUUGAAAGAGAUCAAGUCCAGCAGGGUGAAUGAACCACAUGUGCAACUAGAAAACCGUGGAGGACUGAAAUACCGAUUUGGCUCUGAAAUUUACCAGAUGCCACUUCACUUGUUCAAUUCUAAAAACAUAGAAUCUCAGAUCUCAGACACUCUGCAACAUCUGGUACAGAACAACCAACAGGAGGUACAGGGAGAGGCUCCAGCUAAAUUCCUGCAACUGAUCCAACUCUUGCGAGAUACCAACCCCGAUAACAUCCAGGCCAUCUUCAAGCAGUAUGCUGACAGACCUCAGUACAGACAAUGGAUUACAAAAGCAAUCCCUCUCAUCGGUACCACUGAGUCUCUUAAAGUUGUCAAGCGUAAUAUUCCAAACCAGAGCACCCAGGAAGCAGCUCUUUCCAUCACUUUUGCCAUGCAGCAUACCCGUGCCAGCCAGAAUUCUCUUCAGACUGCUGCUGAAAUAGUACAGGAUUCCAGAGUCCAGAAUUCUGAAACACUGUACAAGGCUGCCAUGUUGUCCUAUGGAACGAUGGUCAACAAAUUCUGUGCAGACUUCGAAGUCUGUCCCGAGUCCGCUCUUCAGGUCCUUCAUGAUUUUGCCGCUGAAGCUGCCAACAAGGCUCGCCCUGCAGAUAUCAUCCUAGCAUUGAAGGCUUUGGGUAACGCUGGACAAGCUGCAAGUAUCAAGCGCAUAAUAAAAUUCCUACCAGGAUUUUCCGCUAGUGCCUCCAAGCUGCCGGUUAGAGCUCAAAUUGAAGCUGUGAUGGCCCUCAGGAACAUUGCCAAGGAUGAACCCAAGCAGGUUCAGGAACUUCUUCUCAAAGUCCUUAUGGAUUCCAAUGUACAUGUCGAUGUCCGCAUGGCAGCUGCUGCCGUUCUCUUGGAAACUAGACCACCUGCAGCCACUGUGACCGCCAUGGCUCAGAUCAUACAGCAGGAGAACAAAGUCAAUCUGCAGUUGGCUAGUUUGAUGUACUCUUACAUGAAGGCCUUAGCCAAAACCUCUGUCCCAGAAUUCCAAGAGUUGAAUGCAGCUUGCAACCUAGCUGUCAAGAUCCUAAACCCAGCACUUGACAAGCUGAGCAUGCGUUACAGCAAAGUUUUUCAUCUGGACACUUUCAAUUACCCUCUGAUGUCUGGAGCCACUGCCAACCUCAUUGUUAUGAACAAUCCAACCACCACACUGCCAUCUGCUGUCGUUUUAAAAUUCCGUGGAUACAUGGCUGGUGCUGCCAUAGACAUUCUUGAGAUUGCUGUUCGGGCUGAAGGCCUUCAAGAAGUCCUUAGAAAACAGAACAUCCCAUUUAAUCGGUUUUCAAUAGUGAAAACCAUCAUUAAGAUUAUUAAAUCUAUGGUUGGAUUUAAAUCUAUCCCAACUGAGGCACCUCUAGCCUCCACAAAUGUUAAGGUGUUUGGUCAAGAACUCUACUACAGUGAUGCCACCAAAGAAACCCUCCAGAAUGCUUACAGGGUCCUGACUGAGCCAACUGCCCGGCAUUCAAUUAUUAAGAAAAUCAUCAAGAAGAUUAUUGAUGGACUUGUUGGAAAUUGGGCCCAACCUCUUCUGUUGGCUGAAGCUAGACACAUCGUAGCCACUUCCAUGGGUCUUCCUCUUGAGCUGAGCGUACACUCCGCUGCUGUCGCCAAUGCUGCUGUUAAUCUUGACAUGAAAGCAAACCCAACACCCUCAAGUGACCUGAGUAUUGCACAACUUUUGCAGUCCAAUAUCCAGCUCCAUGCUGAUAUCACCCCAAGCCUUUCAAUGCACACAGUGGCAAGCAUGGGAGUAAACACACACUUAGUACAGUCCGGUAUUGAAUUUCAUGCCAAGGUCCAGGCCCUCACCCCAGCAAAAUUCCUGGCAAAGAUUGAUGCAAAAGAGAAUAAUUUCAAGAUUGAAACUCAACCAAGCCAGCAACAAAAUGAGCUUGGAUCCGCAAGAACUCAAGCAUUUGCUGUGUCCAGAAAUUCCGCAGAGUUGGACGCAAUGAAGAAGACGCCAAUUGUCCCCAAGGGAGCUGAAGCAAGCCUUCUAGAGAAACAUUUUGAAAAGUCUGGAAAGGGUUCCGCAGAAGGAACUAGCAUGAUGGAAGGAUCUUCAGAAAUCAUUGCCAAGAGGUAUGCCUACCCGGGAGAGACAGGACAGCAUCAAUAUUCGCCUUCCCAGUUCUUCCACUUCUGUGUCAAAGUGCCCCACGUUCCCAUUAAAAUCUGCGCAGGGCACAAAUCUAAGAAUGCUGCAGGACGCAGGAAUACCCGGCUUUACCAGCUAGUCGGAGAACAUGAAGCAAAACUCACAAUGGAACCAACUCAGCAAGACGUACCUAUUGAAAAAUUGCUACUGGAAGUAACUGCUGGACCCAAAGCGGCCUCCAAGAUAUAUGCUUUGGCCGACCUGGAAGCGAAAGAAGGUGAACAUCUUGAGGAAUCUGAAGUUCAGAAGAGGCUGAGGACCAUCCUUGGAAUUGAUCAGCAUCUGGCCAGAAAUGAGAGCUUACGUGUACGCAAAAGCAAGAAAACCAAACAGGAUGCAGACAUCGUUGAAGCGGCAAAGCACAAGAAGCCACAAUCCAGCAGUAGCAGUAGCAGCAGCAGCUCAUCCAGCAGCGCUCAAAACUCAAAACAACAACGCCAACAACAUCAACAGGGACACCAUUCAUGGGAAAAUCAGCACCAGGGUCAGCAUCAGAACAAACACAAGAGUAGCAGCAGCAGCAGCAGCAGUGGUCGCAGCAGCAGCAGCAGCAGCAGCAGUAGCAGUAGCAGCAGUGGCAGCAAAAGGGCAGGACAUAAACACCACCAAAGCAGCAGUAGCGGCAGCAGCAGCAGUAGUAGCAGCAGCAGUAAGAGCAGCAGCAGCAGCAGCUCAAGCCAACAACACAAGGGCAGAAAACACCAGCAAACCCCUCAACAGCAGAACAAACGCAAAGAACAUAGGAUACGUCACUACACCGAUAGUGAUGAGCAGGCUCAAAUCUUUGCACUACGAUUCAGAAGACCUAAUAGAAGGACAUCUCAUCAGGUCCGGACCGCUUCUGGCCGUGUCCGCACAUCACAGUCCAGCUCCAGUUCCAGCAGCAGCAGUAGUAGUAGUAGCAGUAGCAGCAGCAGUGGAUCUUCUGGAAGACAACGUACACGAGUAAGUAUGAUGAGAGGUAUACAAACAACUGACAAAUGGAGAGAGAAUAGUGUAUUUGAUCAACCUUGUUAUAUAGAUUGUUAUAGAGAAAAUAGAUCAACAAAGCUUUAGGAGCUAUGUCAAGAAGCCCCAUUCCUUGGCGCACACAAAGCUCCCAGCUGGGUGGCCACUCUUCAGGCUGUCCGAGCUGACAAUAAGAAGCAGGGUUAUCAAGUGAUCAUGUACCAAGACCAUCACUCUUCCAAGCCUCAGUAUCAGGCCUACGUGGUGGACAUCACCGGAGAAAGUCGCUGGAGGGCAUGCAUCAAUGCACAAGUUCAAAGCCAACAUGAAGCCUAUGCUGAAGUGAAAUGGGGUCAGAACUGUCAACAGUACAAGGUCGCUGUAUGGGCAGAAACCGGACGUUUGGGUAGCCAACCCGCACUCAGACUGAAGGGUGUUUGGCCAAGAAUCCCAUCUAAACUAAAAUACUUUGAACAAGCUAUCGGUUGGUAUGUCCCUGGAGCUGCCUACAUGUUAGGAUUCUCCACAAGGAUGCAGAGAAGCCCAUCAAGGCAAGCUAAGUUAGUUGUGGCCCUCUCCAACCCCAGGACCAUGAAUGUUGUUUUACAAGCACCACAGCAAACCUUCUACUACCAAGGCCUCAAUCUUCCUGCUGCCGUCUCCGCUGCCUGGACCGCACGUCCUGCAGACCUUCAAGUCCCAACCUGGAAUAUCUUUGCUGAUGUUCAAAACUCAAUAGCAGACAGACUUAGAGGACAUUGCUCAAUGUCCACCAACAUGAUCAAGACCUUCAACGAUGUGAACUACAACUACACAAUGCCCGGACACUGCUACCACGUUCUCGCUCACGACUGUACUGAGGAAAAUAAGUUCCUGGUCAUGGCCAAGAGAUCCCACGAGAAUCCAGAAGACAAAGAUAUUAAUAUUAAGCUGGGCGAAUUUGAUAUUGAGCUGUACAGCAGAUCCGGAGAGCCUAUGGUGAAAGUUAACAACAUUGAAAUCUCCAAGGAGAAACUCCCAUAUGAGCCCAGCCAGGAACCAUCUGUGCUUAUCAAGGAGAUAGAAGGAAAACUUGUCGUAUCUGCUCCAGACUUUGGUAUUGAAGACCUGUUUUACGAUGGAAAGUCAAUUGCUCUUCGCACAGCAGUAUGGAUGAGAGGCCAGACUUGCGGUAUCUGCGGCCGCCACGAUGAUGAGGUAGAACAGGAAUACAAGAUGCCCGAUGGAUCGCUAGCAAAGGAUGAAGAAAGCUUCGGCCACUCUUGGAUCUUGUCUGAAGAUGCCUGCUCAGGAUCCUGCAAACUUCAUCGCUCUUUGGUGAAGACUGAGAAGCAAGAAAGGGAGGAAAGCAAAUGUUAUUCCAUCCACCCAGUUCUGCGUUGCGCUAAAGGUUGCACCCCAUCAGCCACCACCCCUGUCAAUGUCGGCUUCCACUGCACAUCUGCUGACUCCAGACUAUUAACCCUUUCUUUUUUAACUACAGAUUUGGCAGAAGGGGAAUCCCUGAUUGACAUGCCCGAAGACUUCACAGAGCAAGUAGAAGCCCACACCUCCUGUUCCUGCGAUUCCCUCAAGUGCGCGGCUUAAUGUUGAUGAUGCUGCAACUCCCGUCCCCCUCUUGUUUAUACCUAGAAACUAAACCUUAACACUAGAAUGAGCUGUAAUGUCAGCCCCAAUCAAGACAAUCGCACUUUCAAACCAACUGUAUAGUUCUUUGUUCUAAACCCUGAAAUUUUCAAUAAAUAUUUG